AUGAGAGCAGAUAGUGAAAACGCCCCAAACUAUGGUUCCCGGAAAGAAAUCUGCCUCAGACCCUUCGUUUCUCAGUCCCCGUGGUCUUGGUUAAUCAAGGCUCUCUACCGAGCCCUGGUUCGAUCCGCUGUGUGGCUUCUCCCAGUUGGACCAAGGCUGCUGCACUCAGCAACCCGCACUGCUUGCUUCCCGGGAGACUCCCUUCAGCUCUUCUUUCUCCCAGCAGCCUGUAGGAACUUCCCGCUGUGGCAGCCUGCAGGCGGGGGCAGCCCAGUGGCCAGCUGUUCUGAGAAGGAUGCCCCCUACCUGCUCCUGGCUGUCAAGUCAGAGCCGGGACACUUUGCGGCACGGCAGGCUGUGAGGGAGACCUGGGGCAGCGCAGCCGCUGGGACCCGGUUGCUCUUCCUGCUGGGGUCACCGCUAGGAAUCGGGGGACCUGACCUAAGAUCGCUGGUGACAUGGGAGAGCCAGCAUUAUGGCGACCUGCUGCUCUGGGACUUCCUGGAUGUUCCCUACAAAUAAACACUCAAAGACCUGCUGCUGCUGACCUGGCUGGGUCACCACUGCCCCAAUGUGAAUUUCAUCCUGCAGGUACAGGACGACGCCUUCGUACACAUCCCUGCCCUGAUGGAGCACCUGCAGACCCUGCCACCCACCUGGGCCCGCAGCCUCUACUUGGGGGAGGUCUUCACCCAGGCCAAGCCGCUCCGCAAGCCUGGAGAGCCCUUCUAUGUUCCCAAGACCUUCUUUGAGGGAGACUACCCAGCCUACGCCAGUGGAGGUGGCUAUGUCAUCUCAGGACGCCUGGCCCCCUGGCUGCUGCAGGCAGCUGCCCGUGUGGUACCUUUCCCCUUUGAUGACGUCUACACCGCCUUCUGCGUCCGUGCCUUGGGCUUAGUGCCCCGUGCCCAUCCAGGGUUCUUCACAGCCUGGCCAGAAGACCUCACCAAGGACCCGUGCACAAUGCGAGGCCUGCUGCUGGUGCAUCCAGUCAGCCCCCAGGACACCAUUAGGCUCUGGAAACACCUGUGGGGCCCAGAGCUCCAGUGCUGAGCCUCAGAGACAAACUAGGGUGGGGGUGGGGAUGCUGAACCCGCCUGAGCCCCUCCUAAAUCCUUCCUUGUCAAGAACUGGGCAGACUAGACAAGGCAGCAGACUGUGCUCACCUACUUUCUAAUUCUGAAAACUAUGUCCACCCUACUCUGAGACCAGGAGUUAUUUUUUCAUAUGUGAGACCCCUCCAGGGAAGGCAGAUGCUGUUGUACCUACACGUUCACACUGGACACUCCCUGGACACUUUGCUGGACAGCAGGCUUGUACCAGCCCAUGGGAAGGCUUUGGAGGGCCCAUGUGCCAAAGUUGCCUUCCAGCUUGGGAAAGUUUAUAGAAGUAGGUAUCU
Cricetulus griseus (Chinese hamster) is the source of this 1399-nucleotide messenger RNA. NCBI's taxonomy places the organism in Eukaryota, Metazoa, Chordata, Mammalia, Rodentia, Cricetidae. The record is from RefSeq and is a predicted model, not a curated record.